Molecule: messenger RNA, 2106 nt
Organism: Scaptodrosophila lebanonensis
Lineage: Eukaryota; Metazoa; Arthropoda; Insecta; Diptera; Drosophilidae
Gene: Hinfp
Product: histone H4 transcription factor
Exons: 3
Coding region: 45-1427 (460 amino acids)
Biological process (GO): regulation of transcription by RNA polymerase II
Cellular component (GO): nucleus
Molecular function (GO): DNA-binding transcription factor activity, RNA polymerase II-specific; RNA polymerase II transcription regulatory region sequence-specific DNA binding
Source: RefSeq, a predicted model, not a curated record
GUAGCUGCGGCAGUACAAACCAAAAAAGAGCAUACGCAAGCACAAUGGGACCGGAAUCGGCGAAAAAACGGAAGUCCUCAUAUAUACUGCUGCCCUGCGGUUGGGGAUCAUGUCAGGAAUCAUUUGAGAACGAGUUGAAAUUGAACGACCACCUAACCGAGCAUAUUAAUGGGUUGCCUCAGAGAAAGUGGGACGUGGACGAGGAGGAUGACUCCAAGCUGAUUUGCAUCUGGAGAGGAUGCGACUUUAAAACAGUCUGCGACGAAGAAAUUGCACGCCAUAUCUACUACCAUGGAUAUUACUCGAAUCUGCUGUUGCGUGGCAAAUGGGAGUGCGAAAUGAGUCCUGAAAUCCCCACCUGCUGUGCGCCGGCACGCAACGGUGAGAAACUACCGGAGCUGAAUGGCAAUUUCCAUUGCGGCUGGACGGACUGCAAUCGAUCGUUUGUGUCGGUUGUGGAGUUUCAGGACCAUAUCGAGCAGCACGCGUCAUUCGAGUACGAGAUUCAGAAGUCGCCCGACGACCAACGCCCCAAGACGCAAUGCAACUGGAGCAUGUGCCACAAGAAGCUGGACAAUAAAUAUCGGCUCAUCGAGCACAUCAGCACACAUUCAAAUAAAAAGCAAAUGGCCUGCUAUCAUUGUGGCGAGCUCUUUCGUACCAAGACAACGCUCUUCGACCACCUGCGGCGCCAGCCGGACAACAACACACACAAAUAUCAAUGCGGCCAGUGCUUCAAAUUCUUUGCCACGGAGAAGCUGCUACGCAGCCAUGUCCUGCGCCACGUGAACUGCCACAAGUGCACGAUGUGCGACAUGACCUGCAGCUCCUCCAGUGCCCUUACCACCCACAUACGCUAUCGGCAUCUGAAGGACAAGCCUUUCAAGUGCGGCCUCUGCGACACUCGCUGCGUACGCCAAUCGGAUCUCGCCAAGCACGAGCAGAUCGUGCAUGCCAAGACUGGACACAAUUGCGUUCAGCCCGGCUGCCAAUAUUCCGUACGCACCUACAACCAGAUGCGUCGCCACAUUCUUGAGGUGCAUGGCCAGAAUCCAAUUUUCUACGCCUGUCACUGUUGUGAGCGGUACUUUAAGGUUGGAAAAUCACUUUCCAUGCACCUGAUCAGCAAGCACGGCUUCCAACUGCCCUCGGGACACAAACGCUUCACCUAUCGCAUCGACGACAAGGGCUUCUAUCGUCUGGAGACCAUGCGCAUCGAGAGUCUGGAGGUAACGCAACAGAUUCUCGCACCUCAGCUCAAGCCACCAGAUGAGAUUGACGCCCAGCCACCUAUGGGCAGUUGUUAUGAGAUCGUCAAUCCAACCAACGUUGAGCACGAGCGUGUGAUUGUCUCAAAUGAUGCCAAUGAGGCGGAGUAUUUGGGCGAGGUAGUCAUCUCACUGCCCAGCCUGGAGGAAGAAGAAUAACUCAGGAAUAGGUCCCAUUAUUACAUGAAUCCAUUAAGGAUUCAUCAUGCGACAUACUAAGGCUGUUGAAGGUGCUAUUAUGCGCCAAAGUACAUACUAAUAGUUUUAGUCAUGACUUUUAAAUGAGAGUUAGAAAAUUUAAGUCCGUCUGCUUUCACAACCGCCUUACAGUGCCAUAGAUACUUUUAUUUAAUAAUUAAUUUACCGCCUAGCAGCAUUUGCUCGUACAUAUGUAGGCAUGUAUAUUUUGAUUUAAAUGACGUGGGUUUGUUUUACGAGCCAUUAACUCCAAUCUCUAACUAGCCUGUCUGUGAUUUCCAUCUGCUAGUUGAGAAGAAACCGCCCGAAUCAGUUUUGAAUAUGUUUUUAUGUAGAGUAUUAAGUAUAAAUAUGUGUAUCGUCCUUUGUCCAGGUAUCCAUCGAGUUUAUUUUCGUAGCCUCGCAUUUAACGUACUGUACAUUUUAACCCAUUACUGUUACGUUCAUUUCAACCCAUUCAUCCAACUGUUAGUGUUUAAGCUUGAACCAAAAUCACAACUGUGUUUCCAAAAGAUCGAUCGUUCUUUAAAGGCAAAUUAAAAUUGUAACAGUACAUAAGAAAAACCUAGUAAAUAAGACAAAAAUUGUAUAAAUACUGAAGGAAUUUCAGAAAUAAAUUAGAAUGAAAUUUGAAAUUUAA